This is a messenger RNA of Pochonia chlamydosporia 170, 648 nucleotides long. RefSeq names its product Zinc finger domain-containing protein, ring-type. The transcript has a single exon. Gene Ontology annotation, biological process: ubiquitin-dependent protein catabolic process. Gene Ontology annotation, cellular component: cytoplasm. The record is from RefSeq and is a predicted model, not a curated record. The coding region runs from base 1 to 648 and encodes 215 amino acids. Lineage: Eukaryota; Fungi; Ascomycota; Sordariomycetes; Hypocreales; Clavicipitaceae. Gene Ontology annotation, molecular function: ubiquitin protein ligase activity.
AUGGCCACACAAUACGAAGGCAAGUUUUCUACCUCUCCCCCUCCAUCCCACCCAAAUCUAACACUUGACCCAACAGUCGAACACAACGUCCAACUCACAGAACCCCAAUCCCGCUCCCGCCGAAUAAACAUGGACUCCUUCUUCUCCCUCCUCAACCGCGUCAGCGACUCCGGCACCGCCACGCCGCACAACAACCCGCACGCAACACCCACCCUCCCCGACAUGGCCAACAUCUUCCGCCUCCUCCAAGACCAGAUGCAGACCCUGGCGACCACGGCGCCCACCACCGAGAACCGCACGUUCCUCAUGGAGCUGGUGGACGUGCUGGACCAGGAUAUCCUCGACCCGCCAGACCGGCUGCAGGGCGUGGGUCAGGAGUUUUUGGACUCGUUGGACCGCGUGAGCAGGAAGAAGCUGGGCGAGGAGGACGACUGUGCGAUUUGCAAGAUUCCGUAUCUGGAGGACAAGUAUUGUCUGGUGGUGGAGUUGCCGUGCAAGGGGGCGCAUCAGUUUGACUUGGAGUGCGUGGGACCGUGGUUGAGGAGUAAGGGGACGUGUCCGAUGUGUAGGGAGGAAAUGGGGAAGAAGAAGAAGGUUGUUGUGGAGGAGGAUGAAGAGGAGGAUGAUAUGGAUAUGAUUUAUGCCUAG